Messenger RNA from Chiloscyllium plagiosum (whitespotted bambooshark), 5874 nucleotides. NCBI's taxonomy places the organism in Eukaryota, Metazoa, Chordata, Chondrichthyes, Orectolobiformes, Hemiscylliidae. The record is from RefSeq and is a predicted model, not a curated record.
UGGAGAAAGAUAUAAUGUCCUGAUUAAAAAAAAAUCUUUGUUGCAGUCAUCCAGAAGGGGAACUGCUUCAUCCUUCUUCGACACCCCAAUCAAUCUUAACAAUAUAAUCUCAAAUUCAUGAGUUGUCCCAAUAAUAUACACAAAGUGAGAUUAUUCGUCACUACGGUUAUGUUCAAUACAAUUUAAAUGCACAACUGUGAAUACUGCUCUUAAGAGUUUUUUUUUCCCUUUGGAAAGCCGUGCUAAAUGCACACAAUGCCUGAGCUCUCGGUCACAGUUAGGAUUGCCUGAGCAAGACUCAGUAAUUGUUUGCCACAUGCAGUAGAGAACGGUUCGGGGGUUCUUUUUUCUAAAAUUAUCAGAUAAUAUUUAUUAUUGUCAAGUCUGCUCGGACGAGAGCUUGCCGGGUGAAUUCAAACAGUCGCGAUUUCUUUCUCAGUGCGGUUCCAGCAGCAACAUAAAUCUCAUUAAAUGCGUAGUGCACCUGCCGGAGCUCUGGUUGGUACAGGGGCUGUCAGAACGCCGUGGAAAUGCUUUGCAAGCGCACAGUCCAUCACGCAGCUUAGAGGGUAACCACCGAACAACCAAAAGCCGAGUCAAGUGGACGCAAGGGAAGCAGAAGGAGAAGUUGGCGAGGAAACGGAUUUUUCCAACCAUCCCAAUGUUACCUCGUCUUGAAUUCCACCUUGGAGUCAACUGGAAAUGAUGUCGAUUACAGCUUCCGCACUUCUGGGACAGAGUUUGGGAAUGCGUUUGCUGUGAGCAGUCUUUGCAGGUUGUCUCCCGCAGUAAGUAAUCUAGAUAAUGUCACUAUAAAAACACAAACAGCCUGGGUAGGAAUGCGCACCUCAACCCACGGUGUAUGGAAACGGUGGGAAUUGAACUGCCCUUACCGUUUCCCCCCAAUAGGAUCAGUGGCUGCUUGCGGAGUUCACUUUAUCAUUCCGCUUGCUCAUUACAAUCGGAAGCCUGGAUACAUUUUCUUUCAUCUUUAAGUGUCGCUACUCAAUCGUUUUUCAUUAUGAACAAGUUCACACUGUAUGUGUGCAUCCACGGAAGGCCACGUGAUGGUCUGUAAUGCUCGCCUGUUUGUCUCCUUCAUCUUUCAGCUUCAGCCUCACACUGGCAUCUUCAAUAUGCUCUAGGUCCCCAAUAUCGCGCCAAUUUCCAGUCGUGAGCUUCCACCUCUCCUCUUCCACCAAAUUAAAACAAAAACCAAGAGGCCAAGCUGUCUGACGCUUGCACGCUUUGACAGGACAAACAAAAUGAACGGGUUAAAUUGGAGAGGGGCGAUAUGGCCACGCGGGUCUCCCUGGGUCAUUGGCGACUUGCGCACAGAAUUAACUCGACAUCAAAGUGCAACAGUUACAGUAAAUCCCAUAACCAGCAAGCUUAAUAGCAUCACUUUAUCUUUUUGUUUGCUUCCAGCGUUUUCACUCGGCUGCCUGUGUACAGAAACGUGUGACUGACCUGUGCAGUUUCGGCACAGUGUGCAUUUGGACAUCAAAGCGCUCCAGAUGUUCUUCAUCGCUGGUUUCUUUCAAGGCGAAGAUUUCCCUCUGUCCCAGAGGAGAGGUUAAAUCUUUCUGACACAUUUACAGCCUCAUCAGUGCUAACUACACAUCAGUUUGAAAUGAUGGCGAAUUCAACAGAGCGAAAUGAAUCUCUCAGCAACCUAACAGACAUCUUUGAUACUGAAAGAGGGAGCUCUUACAAAACAGUUGAAGUGGUCUUCAUUGUAAUUGUAGCCGGAUCUUUAAGCUUGGUGACCAUCAUUGGAAACAUUCUAGUCAUGGUUUCUAUCAAAGUAAACAGACAUUUACAAACUAUUAACAACUAUUUUAUUUUCAGUUUAGCCUGUGCUGAUUUGAUUAUUGGGGUAUUCUCUAUGAACCUAUACACCAUUUACAUUGUAAUUGGCUACUGGCCUAUGGGCCCUGUAGUAUGUGAUUUAUGGCUUGCUCUAGAUUAUGUUGUCAGUAAUGCCUCUGUCAUGAAUCUCCUUAUCAUCAGCUUUGACCGGUACUUCUGUGUAACAAAGCCCCUUAGUUACCCCGUGAAGAGAACAACAAAAAUGGCAGGUAUGAUGAUCGCAGCUGCUUGGGUGCUGUCCUUUAUCCUGUGGGCUCCUGCUAUUCUCUUCUGGCAGUUCAUUGUAGGGGGGCGAACGGUUAGUGAGGGUGAAUGUUAUGUACAGUUCUUCUCAAAUCCAGCUGUCACUUUUGGCACUGCUAUAGCUGCCUUUUAUCUUCCCGUUAUUAUAAUGACGAUUUUGUAUGUACAUAUAUCUCGCGCCAGCAAGAGUCGAAUUAAGAAGGAUAAGAAGGAAACAGAAUCAAACAAGGGCACCAUUUCUCCUAGUCUAGUAAAAGGCAAAAUAAUAAAACCAAAUAAUAACAACAUAUCAAAUGCUCCUGAUGGGUUGCCACACUGCAAAAUGCAAAAUGGUAAAAUAACUGGUGAUGUAACAACUGAUAAUUGUGGCCCAGGAGAGGAGAAGGAGCUCUCCAAUGAGUCAACUUCACUCAGUGUGGUCCCAUCAAACCAGAAGGAGGAAGGAGUGAUCCAAGAGAGCAGAAACAUCUCUACUACGCAAAGCCGUUUCAAGAUGGACAACUCCAAACUGUCUUGCAUAAAGAUAGUCAGCAAUUCUCAAAAAAGUGACUACUGUGGCACCACAGUAGAAAUAGUGCCAGGUAGCAGCAGCAAGAAUGGGAAUGACAGAGAGAUCAGAACAGCUCAUAAGAUCAUUAAAAUGACCAAAACCCCUGCAAAGAAGAAGAAGGUUGCUGUAACCCGAGAGAAAAAGGUGACUAGAACCAUCCUGGCUAUUCUCUUGGCAUUUAUCAUCACCUGGACCCCAUAUAAUGUCAUGGUGCUCAUUAACACCUUCUGCUCAAUCUGUGUCCCCAACACAGUCUGGACUAUUGGAUACUGGCUCUGUUAUAUCAACAGUACAAUCAACCCAGCCUGCUACGCACUGUGUAAUACUACCUUCAAGAAAACCUUCAAACACCUUCUCUUGUGUCAGUACAAGAACAUAGGUGCAACUAGGUAAAACAACUAUAAGCACAACUUUAUGAACAUUUUAUACAUAUUGAGGAUAGUUACUUUCAUAUUGUACAUCCAGAAAUAUAUGUAUUGUGUUAAUUGUGACAGAUUAUGAUCAAGUAGACUCCUAUAUAUAAUAUUGAAAGCACAUUUGAAUUAUAUCCAUUGAACAUAUAAUGUCUGUUGUAAAUCAAGAGUGUGCUGAUUAUUAGAAUGUAUUUAUGAAUGAGCUAAAAGAUAAAUUGGCCCAAAUUUAAACAUCAUAAAAUAUAUCAAUAACAUAUUCAGUUACAAGUUCUGACUUUUGCAACAUUACUCAAUAUAAAAGGUAUUAAAGCUUCAUAUUAGUGUAACGUAACUUUCUUAGUUUCUUCAAAUCAAACACAGGAAGCACCGUGUGGAUUGUAUGUCUCCUCUGUUUGAAAGAAUCUAUUUGAUUUGUUUAGAUGCUAACUCAUUCAUUAUUUUGAAAAGUACAUUUGAAGACAGAAAACAAUUUCCACUUUAAACAGUAGAUGGUUUUCUUGACUUUCUAAUCAGUGAUGAUCAAGUGACUUAGACUGAUGUCAAUGCAUUAAAUUAAUUCCUCAAAUGCUUUUGAUCUUUAUCAGCAUUUAACUCUGCCCUCAAGUUAUUCAGAAUAUAAUUGCUUUGAGUUCAGUGUUCACUGAACAACAUUAACCCACUGCCUUUAUGUAAAUUGAUCUAAAUUACAAUCCAUAGAAUCUUGACAGCACUCUGUUGGUGGCACAGAGCCUAAAAGUCUAUAGAAACAUACGUAAUUAGGUAAAUGCCUUUGCAAAGUCCUAAAUGCAUUUAUGUGAUUUCUUAUUGUAUCUUUCCUGAUGAAGGGCUUUUGCCCGAAUCGUUGAUUCGCCUCCUCCUCGGUUGCUGGCUGAUCUGCUGUGCUUUUCCAGCAACACACUCUUGUCUCCAAGCCAGUUCUGAGUUUCCAUGUGCUUAUCUGAGUGAGUCAGUGGGGAACAGAGAUCUUUACCUUCUGACAUUAGGGUCACUCCCUGGUCAUAGGGCAAGAGAUGUUCCUGCUAUAAAGUACAUAGCACUUGAAAAGUUGGAAACCUUUGCAGCAGAAUUGUUUAGGUUAAAAAAAUGCCAAGACAUGAUCAUAAAAAAAAUUAUCAAUGCAAAUGCACUUUCAGAACUCAAAGUUGAAGGUACAUUAGGAUUCAUUUUGGUCAUUUUGUGGACUGUUGGCCUUUAAUAUCUUUCAUGCUACUGGUAAGCCAAUGAUAGAGUAUGGUGCAUGUUUGGUACAAGUAAAACAUUUGACAUAUAACCCUUCAGUGAAAUGAAUAUGAUUAAUAUAUUUGUCAGAAACUGGAGAGUGGAAUAAACUGCUCUCCAGUGAUCUGUGACCACUCUCCCACAAUCUUUCAAUUUCAGUACGAACCUCAGCAAAAGCAAAACAUCGCAGAUACCUGAAAUCCAAAAUGAAAACAGAAAAUACUAGAAAUAGUCAGCAGGUCAGGGAUCUGUUGAGAGUGAAGCAGAGUUACAGGGCAUAAUGUUCUUACUGGAGAUGGGCUUGAGAGUGAGCAGGGUGUGGAAGUCCUGGUUAAGAUGUUGUUCAAUACCUCUAACACUUCCCCACAACUUCCAGGUAUUCUCUGAGUAGGUGUGAAGGUGAGUAAGGAAUUCCCAAGGAUAUGUAAGGUCAUUAAUUAAAAGGCAUUUGAGAUAGUUAAAGAUCUGGUACAGCUUCUUUUGACCCUAAAUCCUGAAUUUCCUCACCAUGGAUCCUGUUCCCUCCCCUGUUAGCAACUUUCCAGGGUUACCAAAGUGCGUGCACAGUGGGAAGAGUUUCUUCAGUGGAAUUGACAAAUUGGGAAGACAUUGAUCAAGAGACUGAAUGUGAAUGUAAGUUCAGAUGGGAUAGCUGUAGAGAUAGGGAGGACCAGAUUAAUGCACUGGCAACAGGGAUCCAAAUCCCCCAAUGGCUGCUGUUAGAAUUUAAAAAUAAUUAAUUUUUUAAAACCUGGAAUUGGAAGCCAGUCUUAGUUUUGGUGACCAUGGAACUAUUGUUGAUUGUCAUAAAAACUCAUCUGGUUCAGUAAGGAUUGAAACUGCCAUCCUUUCCCAAACCGGCCUACAUGUGUCUUUGGAACUAUUUUUAUGUGUUUGACUCUUAAUUGGCCAAGUAAGAUAAAGAGCAAUUCAAGAAGGGCAAUAAAUGAUGCACUUGUGAAUGACACACAAAUCCCAUAAAAGAACAAUGAAAGUGUGCCAUUGUCUGUUUUCGAGAAAGCCCACCACAUCUUGUGUGGCACUUACCACACUUUAACGUGCCACCAGCAGGCCAUCUCCCAAGAUCAAAGAUUCUUUCUGCCUUGCAAAAAGUGCUGACCAAUCAGGGGCUGGCAACUUUUUUGUAUGCAACAGUGCCACCAGCUAGGUGGCUGUUGCUGGGAUUACAUCUAUCUAGGGCCUUGGAUUGUGUUAGUGGCGAGAGGAUGGGGAGUGAAGAAACAGUGUGGAAACUGGUCAGCAGCAAGUGAGUUGGCUUCCCAUUGGACAUCUUCUUUCUGAUGCUGCAUUCCUCAAUCAGACACUGAGUGUCUUUGAAUGAGGGAAUCUUCGGCGGCCUGCAAGCAACACAGCACAGGAUUGUUUGCCAAGCUCCCUGGGUGGUGAGCCAUAUGCUUGCUGCUAAGUUAAUAUCCCACUUAAAUCCCAUAAUUGACAACACCAUGGGAACACCAUUCGCAGAUUUUCUCACCUCAGACUUAUUUAUAUUGGGGGAAAAAAAACAAAAUAACUGCGGAUGCCAGAAAUAAGAAACAAAAAUAGAAAUUGCUGAAACAU